CACUGCGCUCAUAGACUACAGACAACGUUUCAGUUUGUACGAACUCUGGAGUAGCCUAUGCCUGCUUACAAAAGGCAAACUAAUGACGGUGGAAAUACUACAUGCUAGUUGGAAUUUAAUCAGUGACAACACACUGAUUUCCGCUGAGGAGAAACAACGCAGACAUUUUACGCGUGUUUCUGGUCAGAUAUCCUCACGAUUAGCGAGACCUACCUGGAGGACGGCAACAGAGGACUAUGGGAGACCACACGGGCUGGUCUUCCAUGUAGGAUGGUAGCACACAGUCGACUGGAAAGCAACGCAGGCCCAGACGAAUGCAGCAGAGCCAGCAUUGAGCCCCCAGCUUCAGACUCCCAGUCCCACCGGCCCAGGUCCAGCCAGACGCACUUCCGGCCCUUCAGAAGCGAGAAAGACUUUAAGACCAUCACGCACACCACGUCCAUGCUGGAGAACAGUGGCUUCUAUUGGGGUCCAAUGACUGUGGAGGAAGCCCAUAACAAGCUGAAGAACGAGCCCUUGGGGACCUUCCUCAUCCGCGACAGCCGUCAGAAGGACGUCUUCUUUACCCUGAGCUACAGGGCUCAGUCUGGGCCCAUCAGCAUCCGCAUCAACUACCGGGCCUCAUGCUUCAGCCUGUCCGGCAGCUCAGAGUCCUUCGACUCCCUUUUCAAACUGUUGGAAUACUACAUCACCUCGCCCAAAAAGAGCCUGACUCGGCCGUUCAGGAAAGAGCAGGUGCAAACGUUGCAGGAGCUAUGUCGCCGCAAGAUUGUGGAGUCGUGCGGGAAGGAGGUGGACAUAGAUCGCAUCCCUGUCAAUCCUAUCCUCAAAGACUUUUUACACUCGUAUCCCUAUCGGUUUUGAAUACCAUACUGAAUGCAUUAAGCUCACUGAGCCGUGAUGUGGAUGGCAGACUCUGUGCGGGGUGUCCCGUGCCAAAGAGGACCUGUUAUUUUUGUUGCACAUACUCUGGACCAAGACUUGGAAAAUGUGUGGGGAAUGUUUACAGAACGUCUCGAUGUUUACACUAUGCAAGGACGAUGCUCCUUUUUAAAUUAUAUGCCUGCUGUGCAGGAUCAAGUAUUUCUAACUAUUUGGAAAAUAAAUAUAUUAAUAUUA
Engraulis encrasicolus (European anchovy) is the source of this 1119-nucleotide messenger RNA. RefSeq names its product suppressor of cytokine signaling 1a (gene socs1a). Gene Ontology annotation, biological process: intracellular signal transduction; phosphatidylinositol phosphate biosynthetic process. The coding region runs from base 271 to 864 and encodes 197 amino acids. The transcript has 2 exons. The record is from RefSeq and is a predicted model, not a curated record. Gene Ontology annotation, cellular component: phosphatidylinositol 3-kinase complex. Gene Ontology annotation, molecular function: 1-phosphatidylinositol-3-kinase regulator activity. NCBI's taxonomy places the organism in Eukaryota, Metazoa, Chordata, Actinopteri, Clupeiformes, Engraulidae.